Molecule: messenger RNA, 420 nt
Organism: Colletotrichum destructivum
Lineage: Eukaryota; Fungi; Ascomycota; Sordariomycetes; Glomerellales; Glomerellaceae
Exons: 1
Coding region: 1-360 (119 amino acids)
Source: RefSeq, a predicted model, not a curated record
AUGCUUGAGAGGCCGAUCACGCAAGACGGGCCGGCACACGACGACUACGACCCCUUCCUGCUCGAGGAGAUGGUUCCAGAUCGAAGAGGGGGGACCACCGGUGACGAGUGUGACUGGACUGACAAGGUUGAAAAUAAAUGUCGCAUUGCUGCCAGGCCGUGUCAUGAAGCCAUCGCUAAUUCAUAUUACCAUCGACAACAGCGUUCUGCGGUGGCGGACUGGAGAUACACCGUACGUAGCGCUUGCGCAGUAAUCUUUGACGCGACGAGACUUGUAAUUCAGCUAGACGUGCCGGGAGAGCCGACGUCGGAGUAUCCAGAUCUGGCGGGAGAGUCAUCGUCAAGUGGGUUUGGGAUUUGAUGACAAGGUUUUUUUCUUAUUUUUUUCUUCCUUCUCCUUUCUUGUUAUUCCCUCUUGUCC